AUGGCCGGGUCUGUGUGGAAUAGAAAUAGCUGGCAUUGGGAGGAAAAAAAUUAUAGUAAAUGGGGUGAGUCUUAUAUUAAAUAUAAAUUAAAUAAUUUAAAACUUGAAACGGAGCAGCUGUCUAUUUAUUUCGAUAAAUUUGAUAUAACAGGGAACGCUAGCGUUUCGGUUAGAAAAGGAAAACAAAUUAACUCCUUUGAAUAUGAUAUAAAGUUUAGUUGGUUUUAUUUAAAAACAACAGAAAAUAAAGAAUGUUCUGGUGGGAAUGUAGAAAUACUGGACUUCUCAAUCUGUUCAGUGGAAGAUAAUGACUACGAAAUUAACGUUCAAAUGAACGAAGACAAGGAAGAAUCGAGAAAAGCAUACGACAUACUAAGAAAGGAGGGAAAAGAAAAAAUAAAAAAUGCACUGAAAGGAUUUCCAUCUGAUCUUUUGAAACAUGAUACAGAUGAAUCAAAUAAGGAGACAAAAAUUAAAGGAGAUGAAGAAGAAAAAUUGCAAAAUAUAAAGACACAAAAUAAUAACGAAAAUGAACGACAUAAUAUAGGGGUAAAUAAUAUAAACAAUAACACUGACCAAGAGAAAAAAGAAGGGUCCGUAUGGAAUAUUAAUAAUUAUCACUGGGAGGAAAAAUGCUUAACAAAAUGGGCAAAAGAAGAAUUAAAAAAUAUAUUAGAUAAAACAAAAAUAGAACUAAGUAAUAACAUUCUUUUAGAAUUUUUUUGUUCAGAGGUAGAAGGAGAAGCUUCUUCUAGUUUAAGAAAAAAAAAAAAAAUUUUAAUUUACGAUUUAAAAGUUAGUUGUGAAUGGAAAGCAUUUAAAAAAAACAAAAAUAAUGGGAUUGAGAUGGAGACAAAAGGACAUGUAAGUGUCAAUGAAAUUAUUUCUGAUUAUUCUUCAGAUGAUGAAAAUAAGUACAAGUAUAAUUUCGUUUUUGAUAAUACCAUUUCCGAAUGUAUGCACAUUAAUCAUGUGGUGAAAAUGGAAGCUCCAAGCAAGAUAGAAAAGGUAAUAGAUGAGUUUAUUUCAAAAAUGAGGGAUAAGUAG
This is a messenger RNA of Plasmodium malariae, 1047 nucleotides long. RefSeq names its product activator of Hsp90 ATPase, putative (gene AHA1). The transcript is spliced from 5 exons. NCBI's taxonomy places the organism in Eukaryota, Apicomplexa, Aconoidasida, Haemosporida, Plasmodiidae. Gene Ontology annotation, biological process: protein folding; positive regulation of ATP-dependent activity. The record is from RefSeq and is a predicted model, not a curated record. Gene Ontology annotation, cellular component: cytosol. Gene Ontology annotation, molecular function: protein-folding chaperone binding; ATPase activator activity. Bases 1 to 1047 code for a protein of 348 amino acids.